Dicrocoelium dendriticum is the source of this 649-nucleotide messenger RNA. The record is from the annotation of a GenBank genome assembly. NCBI's taxonomy places the organism in Eukaryota, Metazoa, Platyhelminthes, Trematoda, Plagiorchiida, Dicrocoeliidae.
CAUCCAUGACGGCAAAAGCGUGUGUUAGUUAUGAAGGUAGAAAGAGAAAAUAUCUCGUCAGCGCUAAAAACGGACGAUGUGUUUCGUUCUUCUUACGGCGUAGGUCAUCACUGGCGCUCCCCAUAUUACUUUCCUGAUAGUAACACCUUGCAAACGCUCUCGAAAAAUGUUGUGUGUUCAAAAAUCCAGGAAAAUGUUGUUAAACCAGCUGAGCACUACCAGACAACUACAGGCACUACGCAUAAUUACAAAAUAAUUCCAGAGGAACUGCGGGUCAAUGGAAACUCGCUUGCGCCGCAUCACUGGAAAUUGCAUUAUAUUAAUGAAUUUAGAACAAGAUACCUGGCAAAGCACCCAACUAGGUCUUUGAGUCCAAGUAAUCAGAAAACGGAAACACAAGAUUCGUAUCAAGCCUGUGAUGGUCCUGCUGAAUUAUGGCGUCCAUCAAGCAUAAAGCCAUUCGUUCUUGAACAGCAUCACAACAAGACACAAUCACAGAAAGACUGGUUGGUCAUUCCAGUGGAGUAUUGUAUCCAAAAAGCAACGAGGUCAUGAGAGAGCUUGAUCCAUACCUUACGACAUCAUUGAAGACUCAUCGCUUCUGGACAAAAGAGGAUUUAAACGGAUACGCUAAAAAUGACAUUAAAAC